UUUUGUAACCCCAUCUGGUCACACUGUACCCAAGAAACGGAAUGGAGCAAUGGAGUCCCAUUUAUUUUUAGUUUUUCUAUUGUCGUUUUCAAUAUACAAAAAUGCAAAAGCUGAAAUCAGCGAUCAUUUGUUGGAGGACAAUCAGGAUAUAGACAUGGAGCCCUCCGCCCAUCCCAAUGGCAAAGAGUUUCCGUCCGUUCCACAGAACUCGGUGCAGACGCAUCCCAGGAGACACAUUAAGAGUAAGCGCCGCAUGAAAAGAAGAUACAAGUGCUAUUCCUGCGAGCCGCCUUGUCUGGAUCCGUAUGAAUUUUCCCACACCUGCCAGAAUGCCAUUCAGUGCUGGAAAUCACGCACCCGCAACGCCGAUGGACAGGAACACGUGUCUCGCGGAUGCAGCACCUCGCCGGAACAACUGCCUCUGAUCUGCAGCCAGAACUCGCUCAAGCUCAAUGGGCCCAGCAAGCGCAAUACGGCCAAGUUCGUCAAUGUGGCUUGUUGUGCCGGCGACUACUGCAACAGUGGAGAGUUCCCCGAAUUGCUGCCUUUCGCUAGUAAUGAUGUGACGGUAAUAACGGCCGAUACCAGUAGUAUAAGCAAGAUGGCGGCCGCCAUUCUGGGUCCCUUUCUAGUAAUCACGCUGUUGGGAGCCGUGGCCAUUUUCUUUAUCCGUCGCAGCCAUCGCAAACGCCUUGUUGCCUCGCGCACCAAACAAGAUCCGGAGGCGUAUCUGGUCAAUGAUGAGUUGCUGCGCGCUACCAGCGCCGGUGACAGUACGUUGAGGGAAUACCUCCAGCACUCUGUAACCUCGGGAUCGGGCAGUGGACUGCCCCUGCUGGUACAGCGAACUCUGGCCAAACAGGUCACAUUGAUCGAGUGCAUAGGACGGGGUAAAUACGGCGAGGUGUGGCGCGGUCACUGGCACGGCGAGAGCAUCGCCGUCAAAAUAUUCUUCAGUCGCGACGAAGAGUCCUGGAAGCGGGAGACGGAGAUCUACAGCACUGUUUUGCUCCGCCAUGAAAACAUACUCGGCUUUAUUGGCUCUGACAUGACGUCGCGCAACUCGUGCACCCAACUUUGGCUAAUGACGCACUACUACCCACUGGGCUCGCUCUUCGAUCACCUGAACCGCAACGCUCUGAGCCACAACGACAUGGUAUGGAUUUGCCUAUCGAUAGCCAAUGGACUGGUGCACCUGCACACGGAGAUAUUCGGCAAGCAAGGAAAGCCUGCAAUGGCUCAUCGCGAUUUGAAGUCUAAAAAUAUUCUGGUCACCUCAAACGGGUCCUGCGUGAUAGCCGAUUUUGGAUUGGCCGUCACUCAUUCGCAUGUCACAGGACAACUGGAUCUAGGCAACAAUCCCAAGGUGGGCACUAAGCGCUACAUGGCUCCUGAGGUUCUGGAUGAGAGCAUUGAUUUGGAAUGCUUCGAGGCACUGCGCCGCACGGAUAUUUACGCUUUUGGACUGGUACUGUGGGAGGUUUGUCGACGCACUAUCUCGUGCGGCAUCGCCGAGGAGUACAAGGUUCCCUUCUACGAUGUGGUGCCCAUGGAUCCCAGCUUUGAAGACAUGCGCAAGGUGGUCUGCAUUGACAACUACAGGCCCUCCAUUCCAAAUCGCUGGAGCUCAGAUUCGUUACUGGCUGGCAUGUCCAAGCUCAUGAAGGAGUGCUGGCACCAAAACCCCAACGUGCGCUUGCCAGCGCUGCGCAUCAAAAAGACUAUACAUAAACUAGCUUCCGCUGACGAGAAGAUACGCCUUGACUUUGACGAGGUCUGCGUUUAGUGGUUGUAGACGAGCCUUAGCUAUAAGCAAUAAUUUAGUUUACCGUCUAGCUAGUUUAAGAUUCAUUCAUUGACAUUUUCCCUUGCAUUUUCAUACUAUCAGUCAGUACAUGUAUUAUUCAGAGUUAAGCCCACGUGUUGAAUGAGGAACUAAGCCAAGUACAAGACCCUUGACAGUUUCUAACUAGAAGACUAUAACUUAUUUGCAAUGCAAAUUUUGAAUUGUUUGGAUUGACUUUAUCGUUUCCAUUUCACCGCGAACUAAGCUCGACUAGAAUGCCUUUGAAAUUGCCUUAAAUUAAAUUUAGCAGCAACUAUAUAUAUUCUUGGGAUAUCAUCCUGUAUAGUUAUCAUUUCACUAUUAACCAUUGUUCAUCGUUCAUCAAGUGCCAUUUGCAAUUGAGAAUUGUAAGCGCGUUAACUGUAAGCUCACUCUUUGAACUCUACACUAAAUUCUUCACCCUAGAACUUGUCCAUGCUAUGAUAGAACCAUAAGCCACACCACCAACUGACUUGCUCUCCUAGUUAGUUGUUUAGCACUAAGUUCCCCACGCAUAGAAGCAUACACACCUACUUGUAUAUUGUACAAAUUACAAGCUAUUUAAGUUUUGUAUAGUCUAAACGAAAUGAAAUACACGAAUAAGCAUUAAGCAUUA
Messenger RNA from Drosophila rhopaloa, 2441 nucleotides. It is a transcript of the gene sax, whose product is annotated as activin receptor type-1. The coding region runs from base 50 to 1786 and encodes 578 amino acids. The record is from RefSeq and is a predicted model, not a curated record. Gene Ontology annotation, cellular component: BMP receptor complex; plasma membrane. NCBI's taxonomy places the organism in Eukaryota, Metazoa, Arthropoda, Insecta, Diptera, Drosophilidae. The transcript has 8 exons. Gene Ontology annotation, biological process: BMP signaling pathway; cellular response to growth factor stimulus; protein phosphorylation. Gene Ontology annotation, molecular function: SMAD binding; transforming growth factor beta receptor activity, type I; ATP binding.